AUGACAACUGAAUCGAAGCAACGAACUCUUAUUGAAACUCUUCGAUUUCUUCAAGAAAAGAGCGAGGCUGCAGAAUCCUCAUGCGUUCUUACUCAUGAUGAAGCUUCUCAAUGUUAUCAAGCUACUUAUUCUAGUAUGCCUGAACUGCAAACGAAUUCAGAGGUACUCAAUGACGCCAACAAUGUCUUAUCGACACUGAUUCCAAUGACUAGUAGUUAUGAUUUAUCUAAAACUGUUCUUACCAAUCCUAAAUUUUGGUCUUUAUUUACUUAUCUAAUCCCUACAAUGGACGUCCAAAUGUUUACGACAAAUUUCAGAUUGGUUUUCGAGGUUCUUUUAAACCCUUCGUUUAAAAAUCAUGAAACUAGCCUGGUCAUGAUUUGUAAGUUUAUGCAGACAAAAAGAAUAAUUCUAGAUACUCUAGUCGCAAAUUUAUCUUCCCUUCCAUUGGAAACGUCAUCCCAGUUAAUUAUAGACACCAUUAUUUGUAUAUCUUUGUAUUUAGAGAGCUUGAAUGCACUUUCGAAAUUCGACAGACAUACAGCGGCACUUGUUAUUCCUGAAACAUGUUUGCAUUUGGUUGAUUGUGGUUGGCCUAAUAUUGUCACAGCUUUAUUGCUUUCCAAAAACCGGGAUGUGUCACAAGUCAUUAUUGAAAGAUUUAUAAGGAAUAAGAGACAGUUAUGUGACUUCAUGAGUGCCUUCAAAUUAAGUGAUUAUGGCAAGACUACAUUAUCAGAUCGUUUAUUCAAUGCCGUAAAUAAUGUCUUACCGACGAUUAAUAAUUGGAUGUAUGAAUUCAAUGAAAAUGCUAACGAAGAAUAUAUUGACCUAUUGAACUUGAGUUUCUUGCAAGCAUACGAUAUAAUAACGUUUCUUGAGAACCCAAGUUUAUCAUUCAAGAAAAGCUUUUCAGAACAGUUGCUAUUUGGUGAAAACCCUUUCCCGCUAUAUGAGACUUUAUUCAGAGUAUCUGAUGAACUUCACACCUUUUUUUGUCGAAACGAUAAGAACCUGAAAGUGAAUCCACAUAUUCCAUGCUUACUACUAAAUAAAGAAGCGUUUAUUUAUGCUCUAAUGGAUAAUCAAUUGAAAUUAUGGAUUGACUCAGGUUCUAAAUCUAAAGAAGAUAUAAAUUCAUUACUCACAUUACUACCAGUAAUUCUAGAGAAAGUCAAUCGUAUACUCAGUUCAGAGAAGUCACCAUCUUCUCCUCAGUCCCACCUCACCACAGCAGGGUCACCAUCUGUGUCGUCAACUUCCUUAGUGGCCUUUUCCCAGUCGAAAUCAAAUCUAAACAAAACGUUGUCGAUCAUCCAAUCUUUGACUUAUAAGACUGCACGACAAUGGCAGCUAGAUGAAUUGAAAUCUACCCAUUAUAAGAAGUGGGCAAGACAUAUGUCAGGUUUUGAUAAACUCUUAUCAAAUCAAGUCGUAGAUUAUGUUACCCAUCAAAGAUUACUACAAUUACAAAAAGGAGCGUGGGUCUAUGCAGAGAAUCCCCUGGACUCCAAUAUUAAGGUCCCAAAACUUUAUUUCUUAGUAGUUUCUGAUAAUCAUGCUAAUUUGUUAAUUAGAGAGUUCAACACAAAACAGGAUGAAUUACCUAUUGUGGAAGAGAAUAAAAUUUGGAAAAAUAAUGAAGAACGUUCAAACAUUCCUAUACACAGCUCCUAUUCUUCCGCUAACAGACAAGAGAAUAAUCCUGGAAAAACUACUAAAAUGCAAGAUAAAGAUGUACCUAGGCGUGAAACUAUUGUCAUCCCACUGAAGCAUAUAGUACAUUUUGAAAAAAGGGAGUUGAAUAGGCACAUCAGUAAUGAUAAGAUUUUCGAAGACGAAAAGUCGUCGAAGAAUUUGGUCAAUUUAGUGCACACAACUUUAUAUACAGAAGCAAAAUUAUCGGAUAAGAACCGCAAGCAUAUUUUCAAAUUCUACCUAGACUCAAAAGAAGCUGCAUAUAUAUGGUUAGAUGGAUUGCAAUUGAUAUCUUCUUCCAAACAUAAAGCAGAUAUAUCUGGAGAAACGAAAAAACAAAUCGAAACCUUAAUUGACUUAAGGAAGAAUGUCCAAAUGAUUUAUUUGAAUAUUGAUGAUGAUCUGGAAUUAUCAGAAGUGGACACGGACGACGAGGAAUUCGACUUGGAAACCCUGAAAAACCUGUCGACUGAUUUCUUUUAUGAAUAG
This is a messenger RNA of Naumovozyma dairenensis CBS 421, 2187 nucleotides long. It is a transcript of the gene LMO1, whose product is annotated as Lmo1p. Lineage: Eukaryota; Fungi; Ascomycota; Saccharomycetes; Saccharomycetales; Saccharomycetaceae. The coding region runs from base 1 to 2187 and encodes 728 amino acids. The record is from RefSeq and is a predicted model, not a curated record. The transcript has a single exon.